UCUAAAGUCCUUUAUAAACAUAUAUAUUCUCAUAUCGCAAUUUCAAACAUGGCUUGUGAUUCUCAAGAGUUUGAGAAAGACGAUUUGGAUUUGUCCAAAGAAAUCGAAAAUCUAAAAAGAAAAUUAGAAGAUGAAAAAAAUCGCCUUAAUGAUGGAGAACUUAGUCAGAUGAGCCAAAAUUUAGACCCUCUUCCUGCACUCCAUAUUAAGGUGCGUCGCAUCUUAAAAGGUCAUCAGGGCAAAGUUUUGUGCCUCUCUUGGUCGCAGGAUAAAAGGCAUUUAAUAAGCUCUUCUCAGGACGGCAAAUUGCAUGUGUGGGAUGCUUUUACUUCGUCAAAAGAAUAUUCUAUAUCCAUGCCUACGACAUGGGUAUUAGCGUGCGCCUAUAGCCCUUCCGGUGGCCUUGUUGCAUGCGGGGGCAUUGAUAAUAAAUGUACGAUUUAUCCUCUUCUACUUGAUGAAGAUCCUGUGCUAAAAAAGAAACUAGUUGCUACACAUACUUCGUAUUUAUCAUGCUGUCAAUUUAACCUCUCCGAUCAUCAAUUACUCACUGGAAGUGGUGACAGUUCUUGUGUCCUAUGGGAUGUUGAGUCUGGGCAGAUGAUGCAGAGUUUUCAUGGUCAUGCAGGCGAUGUAAUGGGACUAGAUUUAUCUCCUUCUGAACUUGGAAGAGUUUUCGUUUCUGGAACAAACUUCUAA
Protopolystoma xenopodis is the source of this 699-nucleotide messenger RNA. The record is from the annotation of a GenBank genome assembly. NCBI's taxonomy places the organism in Eukaryota, Metazoa, Platyhelminthes, Monogenea, Polystomatidea, Polystomatidae.